AAGCACGUCUUUUCCACAUGUUUUCUGAGUAGACAGGAAGGGUCAGUGGCAUCUGGGCCCAGGCAGCUCUGAGGAGGGACCAGAUAUCCCCACCACCCAGAUACACAGUGGAGACGCGGACACCACCGCACCCGGCCAGAAGCCUGGCUCCCUCGUGGAAAGUCUCUGGCUGCCAGCACCCCUGGGCAGGGAUAUGGCCUCAAGCCAGCUAGGGGCCAGGGGGCAGUGCCUCCGUUUGCUGAAGACGAGGGGCUUCUUGCUGCUGAAGCUCUUGGCCGCUGUCUUGGCCGUGCUUCUCUUCUGUGAAUUUCUGAUCUACUACCUCGUCAUCUUCCGGUGCAGCUGGCCCGAGCUGAAAACCCCUGAAGGUGCCGGCGCCCUUGGGGCCCCCAAGGCCCCUGAGCCUGUGCUCAGGGCCAUGUUCUUGGCUGACACCCACCUGCUCGGGGCCGUGAGAGGCCACUGGCUGGACAAAUUACGGAGGGAGUGGCAGAUGGAGCGAGCCUUCCAGACAGCACUGUGGCUACUGCAGCCGGAAGUCGUCUUCAUCCUGGGGGAUGUCUUCGAUGAGGGGAAGUGGAGCUCGCCCGAGGCCUGGGCAGACGAUGUGGGGCGAUUCUGGAAGAUGUUCCGACACCCGCCUCAUGUGCAGCUAUGGGCCGUGGCUGGCAACCAUGACAUCGGCUUCCACUACCAGAUGGACACAUACAGAAUAAAACGCUUUGAGAAAGUUUUCAGCCCUGAAAGGCUAUUUUCUUGGAAAGGAAUUAAUUUUGUGAUGGUCAACAGCGUCGCGCUGGAAGGGGACGGCUGUGACAUUUGCUCCAGGGCAGAGGCUGAGCUCCUGGAAAUCUCUCAUUGGCUGAACUGCUCCCGGGAGGAGCAUCGCCCCCGCGGGUGCAGAGACAGACAGCGGCUGCCGGCCUCAGCCCCCAUCCUGCUACAGCACUUUCCGCUUUACCGGAGAAACGAUGCCAACUGCUCUGGGGAGGAUGCAGCGCCCCCCGACGAGAAGUACACCCUCUUCAAGGAGCGCUAUGACGUGCUGUCCCAGGAGGUCUCGCAGAAGCUGCUGUGGUGGCUGCGGCCGCGCCUGGUCCUCAGUGGCCACACGCACAGCGCCUGCGAGGUCCAGCACGGGGCAGGCAUCCUGGAGGUCAGCGUGCCGUCUUUCAGUUGGAGGAACAGAAACAACCCCAGUUUCAUCAUGGGACACCAGUGAUGACCUAAAGCUUCAGCUCCUUUGAACCCUGAGUCCAUGUCCAGGUAAUAGUGCUUUCACAUCAGGAGUUUUUACUUAAUAACAAGAUGGGGAAAACCUGCUUUCAAAUUGAAAGUAAAAGAACGUUCCCCACCAUCAUUUCACACAGCAAAAUUUGUCUACCAAAAAAAAAAGGCCCAUUGAAAUGCCCCACGCACAUGCAUUUCUAGGUGAUAGGCUGCUUACUUCAGCAUCAAGUGGCAUGAAAAACAGCCGUGUCAUCUUUGUUCCUGGAUGACCACUGAUCUAAGUUUCCAGGCCUCUCUGAAUCCUCUCCUGCAUGGCCUCUGGGUUUAGAGGACCUCCCCACCCCAUAUUAGGUGCUAGAUUCAGUGGGGGAUCAGCUCCCAGGCCAUGUGCACUCAGCCCCCGGGACCCAGCAUGUGGGAUGGCGGCAGUGUGGCCUGCAGUGUCCUUGGUCUCAGGUUCGUUGGGCCUAGCGGCUCACUCCCUUGCUCGUGUCUUUGUGUUGGUGCUAUCCGGGCAGCUGAUGGUCUUGCUUGCUCCCCAGGGCAGCAUCACGCCCAUGGACUACGCCCUGGCCAAGUGCUACCUGCCAUGCGAGGACAUGGUUCUGACCACGUACUGUGUGGCAGCCGGGUG
This is a messenger RNA of Odocoileus virginianus texanus, 1864 nucleotides long. NCBI's taxonomy places the organism in Eukaryota, Metazoa, Chordata, Mammalia, Artiodactyla, Cervidae. The record is from RefSeq and is a predicted model, not a curated record.